AUGGAGAAUCUUAAUUGGAAGCUCUAUAUUGUGGUCUAUGAGGAAGAUGUCACACUCACUACAACCAUUAGCAUCUCAGUUUCUGUUGGAGCAGUAGUAUUGAUCACAUGUUUGAGUUUGGCAUUUGGUCUCUAUUUGAGUCAUGUCAUUACCAAACCCAUAUCAUUCUUGAGACAACAAUUUGAACUCAUCAAGUACAUGGAUUUAGAUAAUAUUCACCUGAAAAGUUCCGUAUUUUCAGAAAUCAAUCUUAUAUUCUCCAAUCUUGAUACCACUGUGCAUUGGUUGAGAGAAAUCAAAUCCUUUGUUCCAGAAAAUGUCUUUCUCCAACUUCAACAUUUAGAUGCUUAUCAUGAGGAAGAAGAAUCACCACAACAACACUCAACUCCAAUUCAAGCCUCAGACAAGAAAGACGAAAAGCUUCCCUCUCAAGGAGGUAGUGAAGACAAUCUCUCCAACUCGAAUCGAGAGAUAGCCACAAGGACCAGUGCGAGUUCUGCCUCAGAGUUGACGCAAUCUCGAAAGAGUGGAGAUGUUUUGAGAGGAGGAGGUGUUUUCAAAAUGGGUCUCACCAACAAGGAAUGCAGUGUGUUGUACAUUACACUUCCAGAUUACUUGCUUCUCUAUUCACAUGAGGAAAUUAGUAAUUCAUUUCCCAAAAUUAUUUCUGCACUCAGCUCUGUUUCAAAGAUAUUUCAUGGCAAUCUUCAAAUUGUGUCCAAUUCGGAAUUCAAGAUUGUAAUAGAAAGCAAAAGAAAUGCCCAAAAGCCUGUCACCUAUGUCGCUCAAGAAUGUGCCUUAAAAAUAGUUAAAGGUCUUGAAAUUGCGAAUGCAUUGAUGGCUCAACAAUACACACCAUCCUUUUCGUAUUAUAUUGGAGUAGCCACAAGUUCUUCAUUCGUUGGUAAUUUAGGAACGAGUUCAGUUCGUUUUUUCUCAUGUAUUUCUCAAGCAUGUGAAAAUGCAAAGAAUUUGAGUUUCCUUGCAAGUCAAUUGAAGGUCCACAUUUUGAUCGAUGAAAGAACUCAAAAUGAAUGCAGAAAGAGUUUCAUCACAAGACCUGUAGAUCGAAUUCUUUUUGAAAAGAGUGUCUAUUCGUCCAAGACUGUUCCUUCAAUUUCAACUGUUUAUCAUCUUAUUAAGGAAAGUUUCGUCGAGAGUGAUGAAUGGUUGUACGAGUUACAGGCCAAAAACGAAAAUGAGAAUUGCAACAAUCUCCACAGCGUGUUUGACCUUUUCAAGCCAAACCUUUCACAACUUGAAUACGAGGAUGCUUUGACUAGUGCAACCGUCAAACUGGAGUGUUAUCUCUCCAAGAACCCGAACGAUGUUGUCUCUCAAAAGUUGUUGGCUGUACUUGGCCAGUUGACGAGAGUUGAAAUGGCACAAUCCUAUCACUCGAAGGUAACCUCUCAUUCCAUCAUUGUGAGUGGGCUGGAGUAUUAG
This is a messenger RNA of Naegleria fowleri, 1446 nucleotides long. RefSeq lists its product as uncharacterized. The transcript is spliced from 2 exons. Bases 1 to 1446 code for a protein of 481 amino acids. Lineage: Eukaryota; Heterolobosea; Eutetramitea; Acrasida; Naegleriidae. The record is from RefSeq and is a predicted model, not a curated record.